Molecule: messenger RNA, 2039 nt
Organism: Carcharodon carcharias (great white shark)
Lineage: Eukaryota; Metazoa; Chordata; Chondrichthyes; Lamniformes; Lamnidae
Gene: hat1
Product: histone acetyltransferase 1
Exons: 11
Coding region: 130-1353 (407 amino acids)
Biological process (GO): subtelomeric heterochromatin formation
Cellular component (GO): nucleus
Molecular function (GO): histone H4 acetyltransferase activity; histone binding
Source: RefSeq, a predicted model, not a curated record
GUAUCGAUGUUCCCGCGCUCUCCGCCCUCGGGUCACGUGGUGCGGCCGCAGGCAGCUGUAAUCGAGCGGGAGGAUCGGGCUCGGCCUCUCGCUCAGGCCUGAGAGCGGCAGCGGCGCCGAGCGGCUGACAUGGCGGAUAUUUUGAACCUGGAAAAGAAGUUAGCAGAAUACAAGUGCGAUACCAACAAGGCUAUUCGGCUAAAGUUAGUUCGCUUCGCUGAAGACCUGGAGGAUGAGACCACGAGCUUCAGUCCAUUAUACAGUCACCAAGUGUUUGGAGAUGAAGAAUCAGUAUUUGGCUACAAGGACCUUGAAAUCCAAUUGUACUACAGUACCUGCAGCCUCACUACAUUCUUCAAUAUCAAAUACUCCAGCAAAGUUAUAGAAAAAUAUGACAACGUAGAGGUUGAUAAUGUUGAAAGUAAAGUGUUAGAAUUUAUCCCAGCUGGUUACUGCAUCAACCUUGAUGAGUUUAUUGUGCAGCUGGAAAAAGACGCUUCCUUCAGACCAUUUGGAUUACUCAUUCACUCAUACACCGUGUAUGAUGAGAAGGAGGGACUGGAGUUAAACUAUGAGAUUUACAAGACUGAUAUUAGCUGUCCAGGAUUCAAAGAAUACCAUGAGAGGUUGCAGACCUUCCUCAUCUGGUUCAUUGAAACAGCGAGCUUCAUCGAUGUGGAUGAUGACAAAUGGCAGUUCUUCCUGGUAUUUGAGAAGUACCUUGAAGAUGGCUCACCACGCUAUGCAACAGUGGGUUAUAUGACUGUAUAUAAUUUCUAUGCAUACCCUGACAAAAUGAGACCCCGAAUAGGCCAAAUGCUGGUGCUGCCUCCAUUCCAGGGUGAAGGACAUGGUGCGCAGCUGUUGGAGACAGUCCAGAGGUUUUACACAGCAAACCCUUCCAUACUGGAUAUCACUGCUGAAGAACCAUCCGAGGAUUUUGUGAAAUUACGCGAUUUUGUUCUUGCCAAGCUCUGUCAGGAGCUCCAUGCCUUUGUACCUGAAAAACUCAAGAAAGGAUUCAGUGCAGAAAUGAUAGAAGAGGCCAGAAGAACCUGGAAAAUAAAUAAGCAUCACUCAAGACGAGUGUAUGAGAUUCUACGGCUGCGAGUGACCAACAUGAGUGAUUCAGUGCAGAGCAGCGAGUACCGGUUGGAUGUGAAACGCAGGCUUGCCAUUCCUUUUAAGAAAAAUAAAAAAGAAGCAACACGUCUUUCCCGUUUGAUGCCAGAAGAUUGGCUUGCACAACAAGCAGAGAUGAGUGUGAGCCAAGAGCAGGAAUACUUGGAGGAGACCUACCAGAGCACUGUGGAACAGUACCGACAUAUCCUGGAGCGCUUAGCACGUGUCUGAAUUCAUUUACAAAUCUUCCUCUUGCCUUGGCGCAGGAGUCUAGAUUAGUUGACCGUGGAUUGUAAUAUUGCUGCAUUGUAGUCUGUGGUCAAAAAACUCUUCUUAAUCACAAUAAGUGAAUGCAUUUCCAUUGAAAUUGGAGCACUUCAAUCAAUGUGAAGCCUUUCUCUGCUAUUGUGCACAGUUUGUUUAACAUCAGAUACCAAUACAAACAUGAACAUCUUUUUAAAAUGUGUAUAUAGAAGCACUGUACUAUAUUUUUUAAAGACAUUUGCUCGAUUUUACUUCUGGAAUCUCCAGCCAUAAUUAAUGACAAUUAAUGAUGUUGGUGGGAGGAUGAGGCCAAUAGACUCUGAAGAUGCUCACUUUAGCAGAGAAAGGCACUGUUCUGUCCACUGGCUAUGCUUCCUUUUGGCAUUGGAUAAAAGCAAAACAGAAACCCUUCAGUUUUAUCUGAUUGCUGAACUCUCAAGCUUCCAAAAUAAAUACAUCAGUUGGUCUUUGUUUUGUAUCACUAUUUACCUCUGGGAAAGAUAAAUAUACUAAAUGCUUUCUCUUCUCUUGAACAUCUGUAAACACCGUGGUAUCCUUACCGGGCAUUGCUGGUACAGUCAUCAGUUCUCUAUCGUAGAAUUUUAUCACCAACAGUGUGCAAAAUAAAAAAAAAUAUAUAAUUUCAACCUGGA